Clupea harengus (Atlantic herring) is the source of this 2401-nucleotide messenger RNA. It is a transcript of the gene plekha2, whose product is annotated as pleckstrin homology domain containing A2. The record is from RefSeq and is a predicted model, not a curated record. Lineage: Eukaryota; Metazoa; Chordata; Actinopteri; Clupeiformes; Clupeidae.
UGCGAUUCGCUUUAAGUACACAACAAACCCGGAAAAGGCAGUAAGUCUGCUGGCUACACUCCUCUAGUAGCUUAAAAGCUUCAUAUAUAGUGAUACAGCACAUACGGUGCAGAUCCCAACAUGUAAAACUACUUUACAAAGCCACUUUGGAAGAUAUGGGUUCGAACGUGUGAAUCAGAACAGAUCUAGAUAUUAACCGAUCUAGGAGAUGCCGUAUUUGGACAGACAGGAUCGGAUCUGUGGUUUUCUAGACAUAGAAGAGAAUGAAAACAGUGACAAAUUCUACCGCCGAUACUUGAUCUUGGAUACAAGCAGCAACUUCCUCUACUGGUACAUGGACAAUCCGCAGAACUUACCCAAGGGAGCAGAAUGUGUGGGGAGUGUAAGACUGACCUACAUCUCCAAGGUCAGUGAAGCAGCAACCAAACAGAAACCUAAAGCUGAGUUCUGCUUUGUAAUCAACGCACUGUCCAGACGUUACUUUUUACAAGCAAAUGACGCAGUGGAUCUGAAGGAAUGGGUUAUUGCUCUCAAUAGGGCCACCAAGAUCACGGUUCCCAAGGUAAUCACAGCAUCCCAGAGUUCCGAUGUCACCACGGCAGCAGGCAAGGGCCCGUCCGCAGCCCCACAGGCCUACAAGGCUGAGAUUGUUGGAGGCGUAGUGGUGCACACUCCCAUUACACAGAAUGAGAGUGAUGGUGGGAGCAGCGAUCGCUCGGGGGGUGAAGGUGCUUCGUCUGUGCGUCUGAGGAGGCUGCAGAACUCCCGGCCCAACAUUGUGAGAUGUGGCUACUGCGUCAAACAAGGGAAUGUGAGGAAGAGCUGGAAGAGAAGAUUCUUCAUCCUAGAUGAUCAGGCGGUGAGCUACUUUAAACACGAUACGGAUAAAGAGCCCCUGCGAAGCAUCCGCUUGCUGGACAUCACCAAGGUUCAUGAAUGUCUGGUCAAAUCUGGGGAGCUGCUGAUGCGAGACAACCUCUUUGAGAUCAUCACCACCGCCAGGACCUUUUACAUCCAGACAGACACUCCUGAAGAUAUGCAUGGAUGGAUCAAAGAUAUUGGAGUGAAAAUUCAAGAUUUCAGAGGUCCAUCGAAGGAAUCCCUUUUUCCACGCUCCACCUCCCAAUACCGUCACAGCACCCGCUCUAGCCAGGCUCCUCAGGUUGUGGCACGGAGCAAACCAUCCCUGGUCAAGACCUGUUCGGUCACGUCGUCUUGGCAACCUUGGACGCCUGUGCCUGCAUGUCAGGAGCUGAGCAAGGGAAAGGAGGAGUCCGGAAAAGACGGAGAGAAAGAAAGAGACAGCCCGUUCGCCUCUUUGCCCUCUCUCCUCACCGAGCCCUCGGAUGCCAAGCCCCGGCAACGGCACUGCUCCCAGCCACAGCCGGCGUCCAGCAGGGACUUUCCUUUCCACAUGGACACCGGUGCACGUAGCACCGACGUCUAGCUCUUCCCCUUAUGCUUUGUCUUUCUCCCAUUCAGCAGAUUUUAAAUAUGAACUCGUCACACAUACGCCCCACACAUUUAGCGCUUGCUAACGUCCAUAGGAAUGAGUCUCAGUAUUGGCUCUGCAGCUUGUUCUCUCCUCAAAAUGACCCAGGAGAGUGUCUGCCCAGUUAGGGCAUCUCAUCAGAUGGCACAGUGGCCUCGGUGGGCAUAGCGCCUGCAUACCCCCUCACCUGCAUUCGCACAUAGAUACUAACACAUACAUAUUUGUAGGCCCUACUGUAACACAUCAUUUAUGCUUAAGUUAGAGGAGUGCUUUUAGUGAUCCGGACUUUCUAUGACAAACCAACUGACUGAGGAGAAAGACAUCAGAGCAUAUGAGAGGUAUUAUGAAGGUACAAGUGACCAUUCUCCUCAAUAAUGUGACUACGUCAUUCUAGAUGGUUGAAUAAUAUUUAAUUAAUAAUAUGUUGUUUCAAAGGUCAGGUACUUGGAUAAGAGAAUGUGAAGGAGCUUGCGUUGACAAUCCUAAUUAACCCAAAAAUGUGUGUCUGUCUGAAAUGUGUGUUAGGCUUUGUUUUAGUAUUCUUUUAUUUGUGUUUAUUUUGUUACAGUGGCUUGGAUUGUUGUUACAGUCUUUUGGAUUGUUGAUAAAAUUGUCAUUCCAUAACUCAUAUUUAAAAAUGAAUGUUAUUCAGUUUAACCUCAAUAAUUGUCAGUAUGAGUUCUCUUUCUAUUGCUGAUACAUAAUACAUUGAGAACAGAGAUUGACUCAUUUUAGAAAUAAUUUUAUUUGCCAGCAAAUAUUUGCCUUUGAAAUGCUUUUAAUGACCAAAAUAAUUGUUUGCACAUGAAAUAAUGCUUAAAUUGUACAAAAGUACGUGAAUUGUAGCUCAAACUGUUUGUGGUACGAUUGGAAAAAAAUAACAUUUCAAUAAAUGGCCAUUUGCACUCA